This is a messenger RNA of Mus musculus (house mouse), 12857 nucleotides long. It is a transcript of the gene Sez6l, whose product is annotated as seizure related 6 homolog like. NCBI's taxonomy places the organism in Eukaryota, Metazoa, Chordata, Mammalia, Rodentia, Muridae. The coding region runs from base 1668 to 3524 and encodes 618 amino acids. The transcript has 10 exons. Gene Ontology annotation, biological process: synapse maturation; adult locomotory behavior; cerebellar Purkinje cell layer development. Gene Ontology annotation, cellular component: neuronal cell body; endoplasmic reticulum; plasma membrane. The record is from RefSeq and is a predicted model, not a curated record.
GUGUUUACAAGCCUUUCUAUCCUCAUCUCCAAGGAGGAAGCCGGCACUUGUGUCUCUCCUCCAUGUUUCUGUAUUCCUGCUUUAUGCUUCUAUUCCUCAGGGGUUACUGGAUGGCCUGCUGCUAGCCCUCUAGAGGAGGACCCAGGUCUUCUGCAUGUCCUUCUCAAAUCCCCACUUCCUGAGACCUGAUAUGAACUGGGGGUCUCUCCAUCACCUGAUAAUCUGAGCUUCAAGCAAAGAGCAUCCCAAGAGUAAAUGAGUGACAGGGGCAUUUGGAACCAGGACCAGAAUAGUCCUCCUUCGCUCCUCCCACCUCCAAUGCUCCCCUCCCCUACGUUGUUUUCAGAGAUUCCCAGUCUCUCCACUCUGCUAAAGACAUCCCCCCCCCCACCCCCAAUUGCUACAACCUUCUUUCCAUCUGCUCCCUGCUUGAGCGGAGUGGCAAGGUGGAGUGGGGGAGGGGAGGGCUUCUAACUUGGGGUGAGGGGCCUGGGAAGCCAGCUGGGGCUGUGAGACUCAGCAGAACAAGGAGAGCUGUCUCCCUUGGUGUGAGGUAUCUUCCAGUUGGCCCUUGGCCAAUGCCUGGCUAUAAGUGGCUUCUUGUCUUCCUCACCCACUGCGCCCCGUCUCCUCUGUUUGUGGAAGAAAGACACGCUGCUAGAGAAUCUCAACUGGACAGAGGCCGCCAGAGGAUGGGCCUGGAACCAAAGCUUCCACUGGCGGGGGAGGGAAACGGGGCUUCGGCUCUGGAAGCCUGGCGGAUCUGCAGAGCGCUGUUGAGAGUGCUAAUGUAGCUGAAAUCAUAACAUGGACCCAGGAGUCUGUGGCUGGGCGUUUCCAGGGUGAAGAACCACUUGGUAUCAGACAGAGGAUCCUGUGGUCCUGUGCAUUGGUCCAACAAUGUCCCUGGAUGCAGUCGGUGUGGCUUCCUAGGUCACUGGGACUCUCUGUGGAAGCACCAAUGCAUUUGGCGGAUAGGGGAGGGAAAGGUGGAUGCGGGUGGGGACCUCAGGGGCCAGAGAGGGCUGUAUAGUGGGGAUACAGGUCAGGCUGUUCGCCGACUGGGUUCGCAAGGACACAUCGGGCGCUCUUCCGCCUCGUCUGACCGUCCCAGCAUCCGCAAAAAGAGUAGGGACCCUGAGCCCACCCGGGACCGGGCGAUAUCACUAACUUCUCAGGGCCUAAGGGCCAGGCUGCCCCCGGAACGGCCCUCGGCCGCCUCCUCGCGCUCACUUCCCUCGCUCGCUCGCUGGUUCGCUCUCUCUCUCUCUCCUGCUCCCUCUCUCGCUCGGGCACCAGCCCCCGCCCUCCGCUCGCUCGCCGCCCGCGGCUCCUCCUCACUCGUCCGUCGCCCGCGCCCGGUGCAGCUCGGCCAGAGCCACGGCGAGCUGCGCGUCCGCCAGGAGCCGCUGCCCUGAUCCUACUGCCCAGAUCCCUCUGCCUGGAUCCCAUUGCCUGAACCCCGCUGCACCAAUCCCUCUGUCUGUCUGGACCUCGGUCUGGGAUCCGGCUGCUUGGAGCCUUCUGUCCAUCUCUCUCUCUCUCCCUGGAUAGCACUGCCUGAUUCCGGCUGCUCGAAUCCUUCUGCCCGGACUCCACCGCACGGAUCCCUCUGCCUGGACCGACCACACGGAUCUCUCUGCGCCGACCCCAGCUCCGUAGCUACGAUGCCCGUGGCACGGCCACAAGCCGCGGGACCCGACAGGAUCUCUCUGUUCCUUGUCGCCUUCCUUCUGGGGAGCCCCGCGGCAGCUCAGGCGGAAGAUGGUGGUCCAGAGGGAGAGAUGCACCCUUCCACUGCCUACCUCCUGCCCUCUGCCUCGCUGGAGAGUAGCCUGGAAGAGGGGGUGACAUCAGCAGCCCCAGGUCUCCUGCCAUCCCAAGAAGCACUGGAAGCAAUGGAAGAGUCCUUGCCCCCUGCGCUGCCCGACGAGGCCAGUGUCCAGCACACGCCUGCCCUAAGGAAGGGUCUGCCGUCCCUGAAGCAACUCAACUCGGCCCGGAGGCAGCUGAGGCCCCUGGCUACCCCGACAACUCUGCAGAGACUGGGGUCUCCUGCCUCUGCCACCACGAAGCUGCGUGAGCCUGAAGACCCCGAGCAGCCCACGGCGCCUGCGCCACUGCAGAUCGCGCCCUUCACUGCACUGGCGACCACACUCCCACACAGCCCUCAGCCCGCUCAGGCCCCUGAUGACAGCAGCCCCGGUAGCCCGCUGGACAAGGGGGACAAUGAGCUGACCGGGUCUGCCUCCGAGGAGAGCCAGGAGACCACCACGUCCACCAUCGUCACUACCACCAUCAUCACCACGGAGCAGGCCCCAGCUCUCUGCGGUGUGAGCUUCUCCGACCCGGAGGGAUACAUUGACUCAAGUGAUUUCCCUCCACAACCCUACAGCAGCUUCCUGGAAUGCACUUACAAUGUGACGGUCUACACUGGCUACGGGGUGGAACUGCAGGUCAAGAGUGUCAACCUCUCCGAGGGGGAGCUGCUCUCCAUCCGAGGAGUGGACGGUCCCACUCUGACAGUCCUGGCCAACCAGACUCUACUGGUAGAGGGCCAGGUGAUCCGCAGCCCCACCAACACCAUCUCUGUCUACUUCCGGACCUUCCAGGAUGAUGGCCUCGGGACCUUCCAGCUACAUUACCAGGCCUUCAUGCUGAGCUGCCCCUUUCCCCGGAGGCCCGAUGCCGGAGAGGUCACGGUGAUGGAUCUGCACUCGGGCGGGGUGGCCCACUUCCAUUGCCACCUGGGCUACGAGCUGCAGGGAGCCAAGACGCUGACCUGCAUCAAUGCCUCCAAACCGCACUGGAGCAGCCAGGAGCCUGUCUGCUCAGCCCCAUGUGGAGGAGCAGUGCACAAUGCCACCAUCGGCCGAGUUCUCUCCCCCAGUUUCCCGGGAACCGCCAAUGGCAGCCAGCUCUGCGUGUGGACCAUAGAGGCUCCAGAGGGUCAGAAGCUUCACCUGCACCUUGAAAGGCUGCUGCUGCAUGAGAAAGACAGGAUGAUUGUCUACAGUGGAAGAACAAACACAUCUGCCCUCCUGUACGACUCUCUCAGAACAGAGAGCGUGCCCUUCGAAGGCCUGCUGAGCGAGGGUAGCAGUAUCCGCAUUGAGUUCACGUCGGACCAGGGCCAGGCAGCUUCCGCCUUCAACAUCCGCUUUGAGGCCUUUGAGAAAGGUCACUGCUAUGAACCCUACAUCCAAAAUGGGAAUUUCACCACAUCGGACCCCACCUACAACAUCGGCACCAUUGUGGAGUUCACCUGCGACCCCGGCCACUCUCUGGAACAGGGCCCGGCUGUCAUCGAGUGUGUCAAUGUGCGUGACCCAUACUGGAAUGACACAGAGCCUCUAUGCAGAGCCAUGUGUGGUGGGGAGCUCUCUGCUGUGGCUGGGGUGGUGCUGUCUCCAAACUGGCCAGAGCCCUAUGCAGAAGGUGAAGACUGUGUGUGGAAGAUCCACGUUGGGGAGGAGAAGCGGAUCUUCCUGGACAUUCAGUUCCAGGAUUUACUAAGCAUCUAGUACGUACCUCGGAGCUGCAGAGUCCUAGGGUUGCUACAGCAACACAACCAGCAACGCACGAAGCGAGUGUCCCUACUCUCGUUAAUUCGUUCCGCUAAAAAGACUGGUGUCCAAGAAGGGUGCACACAGACAAGCACACUCGUGACUUCAGUUGGCAGCCUAAGGAAGGGUCACGACCACUGGGGAUUUGACGUAAAGGAGGAGGGGAGGAAAAGCUUCCAUAGCAAAGCUCAGCGUACAGACAUGCGAGGGUCCUUUUCUUCCCUUUGUAUUACUAUGUGUUUACUUAUCUAUUGUGAGUGGAGGUUAGGGUGUGAUGAUCAUGGCUCGGCUCAUGUGGGACAAUCAAGGGACAGCUUUCAGGAGUCAGUUCUCUCCCUUUUACCUCUGGGUCCCAGGAAUCAAACCGGGGUGUUAGGUUGGUCAUCAUCAGGUGCUCUUGCGCACUAAGCCACCUUGCCAGCCUACAGUUUUUGAAGGACCAAACGGCCGGGGUGGGCAGCAGUGAAUGGUGCCGUGCCAUGAACCCUGGCCAUACCGUAGUUUUGUUUCUCCUUAUCUGCCUUCCUCGACUAAGUGCAGAUGUCCCUGUCAGUCGGGGCGUCGCCUUACUUUGCCGUUCGUUCUCAGGUUUAAUAUGGACCUUGGGCUACACUUGGUGACAGGGAAGUGUUUAGUGAAUGGUGACAGCUGCCCUAGGCUGCUUCCGAUGCUCCCUGGGCACAACCGUAGUGUGCUCAUCCUGAACACCUCCCAGUGCCCCAGGAGGGCAACUCUGAGCCCAGAGUGAAGGUCCAGGCUCUGGGCUCUUGUAUCUGAUAUCCUGAGGGCAGCUUCCAAGGACUUUGGGAGGGGAGGCAGCUGAGGCUCCACAGGCUAAGAGAGCAACAGCCUCUGGUGGCCUCUCAGCCACCUCCUCCCACUGCCCUCUGUGAGACAGAGACAGGGACAGAUGGUGGUGUCUAGAGAAAAAAAUGGUUUUCUGGCAGACCCAGGUGGCCGGGAAGAGUCCAGAAACAGGCGUCCCAGGGCCUCUGGCUCUCCAAGCAGCAGACGGGUCCUACAGGCCUAGUAGCCAUCUUUGUAGUGUGUAUUCAUUGUGUGAAGUGAUGGUAUCUGUGAUGUUCCAUCCCUACCCUGCCUUGCCCCCCCCCCACUUUCUUUUAGUUCUUUCAAACAAGUUCAAAAAAGAAAGAAAGAAAAAGAGAGAGAGAGAGAGGGAGAGAGAGAGAGAGAGGGAGAGAGGGAGGGAAGGAGGGAGAGAGAGAGAUUUUGGCAAAUGGGAGAAAAUGUAGUAUUUGUCUGACUGAGUCUGGCUAUCUUGUUAAAUAUAAUGGUCUCCGAUUCCACUUAAUUUCAUGCAAACGGCAUAAUUUCAUUUUUCUUGAAGGCUGAAUACAACUUGCUAUGCAAACAAACCACAUUCUCUUUACCCACGCAUCUGUCCGCAGACAUCUAAGCUAGCCACAUCACUUGACCAUUGUGAAUUAGCAAUCCGCUUGCACAUGUGAGCUCCCUGUGAAAGGCUGGCUUAUGUCCUGUGGAGUCUCCCCAGAGAACCGCAUGGGGUCUUACCUUCUACUUUCAGUUUAUGGAGACCCCUGCCCCCUGCACAACAAUUCCCAACAUGGUGGUCCUAGUGUGACCCCCACCCGCAGUGACAAAGUGUUCCCCUCACCCACGUCCGUAUCGGCAUUCUCCGUCUUGACGACAGCCAGACUGACUCUGGCAGAAUGAACUUCUGAUUGGUCUGUCCUUUGUGACUAAGGACAUGGGACAUUUUCUCAUCUUUAUGGGCCUGUGAUCGCUUUUAGGGACCUGUCUGUUCGGUUCGUUUGCGCAUUGACUUAUAGGGUGAUUGGAGAAUGUUUAUUCUUCACGGUCUCUACAGACACUAUCAAUCCUUGGAUGUGGCUUUGGCAAAGAUCAGUCACCCGACUGUCAUUUCUUAGCUCCGCUGGUGGCUUCUCUCGCUUUCAAAUUCCCUGCAGUCUCAUCUCUUGAUUCUCGAUGCUGCUUCUCCCCGAGCUGUUGGACUCCCUCAGAAAUCCCUGUGUGUGCCAGUGUCUCAGGGUGUUUCCUUAAAUUUCCUCUAACAGUUGUAAUUCCUGGUAUUAAAGUGAAUCUUUUGAUCCAUGCUGAACGUGUUUUCCGGAGAGCAGAAUAGAUCCAUUUCUGUUAUGUUACAAAUUUCCCCGGCACCAUCUGUCAAAAGAAAGAAAGAAAGGAAGGAAGGAAGGAAGGAAGGAAGGAAGGAAGGAAGGAAGGAAGGAAGGAAGGAAGGAAAAGGAAGAAAGAAAAAGAAAAAGAAAAAAAUUCCAGUAUCUGAUUUGAGCACCUUGUCAAAAAUCACUUGGCUGUCACUGUAUGGGUUCAUUUCUGUUCAUUUCUAUUUUUUUCCCUCAGGUGCAUGUGUGUUGAGACUGUUGGUGUGAGGCUGUUCCCAGAGAUUGUCCUUGGCCUUCCUGCUCCAACUGAGCUAAAAGCCCCACAAAUUUUGAACAGCUGAUCCUCCAAGGCCAGGGACAGAAGUUUGUCUCCUUUUCUUCUCAGCUGUGUGAUUCAGGCCUUCUUUCUGGCUGCAGCCUCUUUGAUUUUCAGUGGGGAUUCCGGGAUAUCACUAUCUGUGAUUCCUGGAGGUGGGCCUUGCAUGGAGAGGCAGGAGUACUGCAUAGCGGCUGGGCAGCUAGGGAGCUGGGCUAAAUCAGGGAUGGCAGCCAGGAGGAAGCAUUUUCCCAAGCAAGGAUGUAAAAAGAAAAAAUGAAAAAAAGCAAAUGAGGAGAGAUGAGAGGGAAACAGUCAUAGGAAGGAUCAGUCACAGAGGUCAUCUCGGGGGUCCUCUGAACUGAAGCUUCAGACAGAAAACUCCAUUCUAGAGCACUGUGGGAGCUGAGAAGAUGGCUCAGUGGGGCAUGCCUCACAAGCCUGAGGACCUGAGUUCAGAGCUCCUGUCCUCAUGUAAACGCCAGAUGGGCAUGGCAGGCAGCCCACCUGCGACCCUAGGACUAGAGAGGGAGAAAUGGGAUGCCCCAGGCAAUCUGACUAGGCAGUGAGAGACUGCUUCAGUAUAUAAGGUGGAGGAACACACUGGACAUCAAUCUCUAUCUUCUCCAUGCACACACAUACAUGUACAUACGUGUACAUACGUGUACCUGUGCACACGUGAACAUGCAUGCACACAUACACGUGCACACAGCUGUUGCCAUGUUGUGAUGAGUCACCAACAUACAAUUCUGCUUACUAGAACUUCAACCCAUGGAAGUUACCGGGCAAACUCACUGAGCUGCCUCAGGGAAGGAUUGACUCCCAGGUUCUUGUUGAAUCCCACCCAGCUUCAAGCCCCACCCAGUAAGUUGUUGAAGGACUCCCCCGCCCCAUUUCUGCUUAUCUUAGCCUCUUCUUUUUUGGAAGCCUCCCAAAUGUGCGGUUUUGCCUGUAUCAAGCCUUCUGCGUCCGUGGGCGCCUAGCUUGGCCAAGGGUAGAGGGAAAAGGGAAUCUCUCUCAUCUGCCCUGCUGCGCACCAAAUACUCAAUUAACCUUCAGCUUGGCACCAGAUCAGUUUUAUGUCUAUCUCAAAGCCUGUGCGUGACAGAGAGGCUCAAACCAUUAACUCAGAGUCCUUCCCCACAGCCAGGCCAGGGCAGCAUCAUCUGGUGGAGAAUCGAAAAGGAUGGGGUCCUCUCUCCUUGUUACCCAGCAGGUGAACUGAAUGUUGUCACCCCUGUUUCCCUCCUCAAAGCAUUUUGGGGUUGCCCUGUACAAAUGUCAGAAGGAGCUCAGGGAAGAAGGAACGUCUAGUCCUGUAGGGCCAGACAGUGAUGGCAGGCAGGAGGGGACACUAGGGUGACACCCCAGAGACCUGGGGCUGGGGGAAGUCUCAGCUGGCUGUGGACAAGCUCCUGUGGGUCUCCAGUGUGUGAGCCUUUCCCUCUGACUGGCUCUUUCCUCACAGCUCAUACUAGAGAAAGUUAUGUUAUCAAGGGGGCUGGAGAGGCAGCUCAGUGGGGAAAACGCUUGCUGUACAAGAUCUGAGUUCAAGACCGAAGCACUUACAUAAAGCCAAGUGUGACACCACACUUCUGUGAUCCCAUUGUAAGGAGAGAGGCAGAGACAACCACCAGUUAUCUGGACUACACUCACAAUAUUCUGGGCUCCUCCAAAGGUCACUUCUAAGGGUCUGCCCUCUGCAGCACACACAGCUGGUCUUCUAGGCUCCAGCUGGCCCCAUUCCAUUGCUGCUGUUCUUGGUGGUCCUCCCAUGGUAUAGACAUCUCCAAAAAAUGUUGGGUCCCUGCUGCAAUUGAGUUGCACCUCCACCAACAGCCUCACCGUGGCUCUCUUCAGAGGCCCCAGUCCUGCCACACAGUGCCAAGCCUCAGCUGUUCUUCAGGACCCCUUCAUGCCUUCAAAACCAGGACUACUUGGUGACUCUUACAGUACCACAUUCAGUUGCCAGCACAAGGUACAACUUUGGUGGCUCCUGGAUCACAGGUUCUGUGGUGCUGACCCUGAGAAAACCCUUCCCAGAAGAUUUCACCUCAGCGAUGCUUCUUAAUGACAGCUGGUUCUUGGUUGAUGAGCAGCAUCCGUUUUCCCACUGAAGCAAAGGUUUAACUUUACUGUUUCUUGUCUCUUGUUAAUCAAGUGCCAGCUAGCCAGGAAGCACAGAUUCUUCACACAAAAACACCCAGUAAAGUCUUUGCUUCCCUCUGAAACCUUACAGACCAAGCCUUCAUCGUCUACACUGCCCGCAACCGGUCUCGUCUUCCAAGCUCCUGCAGAACAGCUCACUGAGCUCUCAACACUCAGUGGCUUUUCUAGUGCAAGGUUCCAAAGUCCUUCCUCAACUGUUCCUAAAACACAUGAUCAGGUCUGUCACAGCAGUACCCCAUUAUCCUGGUGCCAAUUUCUGCCUUGGGGUUUCUAGUGCUGGGAUAAAAUACCAGGAUCAAAGAAACUUGUGCAGAAAAAGGUUUAUUUGGCUUACGUUUCCAUUCAUCACUGAAAGAAGUUAGGGACAGGAACUCAAGCAAGGCAGGAACCUGGAGGCAGGAGCUGAUGCAAAAGCCAUGGAGGGGUGCUGCUUACUGGCUUGCUCCGCAUGGCUUACUCAGCCUGCUUUCUUAUAGAACCCAGGACCACCAGCCUACGGAUGGCCCCAUCCACAAUGGGCUGGCUCCGCCCACAAUGGGCUGACCCCGCCCACAAUGGGCGGAGCCCUGCCCUAUCAAUCACUAAUUAAGAAAGUGCCCUACAGGCUUGCCUACAGACCAAUUGUGUGGAGGCGUUUUUUUCUCAAUUGAGGUUCCUUCCUUUUUGAUAACUCUAGAUUGUGUCAAGUUGACACAAAACCAGCCAGCACAGGGAAUAAGAAAUCUCUCCAUAGAUACCCGGCUAGAGCUCCCCUGUGUGACAUGAGGGUAAAGAACCUGACUGCACGGUGUGCGUGUCCUGAGACGUUGUGUGAGGCCAGAAUGAAGCAUGGCGGGCUCUAGGUACGGCCAGUCGAGGCUUGUGGCUGCCAUCUGGGUCUGCAGUGAGAAAGAGCCUAAGUUGAGCAGAGUGACAAGAAGUUUGUGAGGUUUGGAGCUGUUGAAAGGACCGGGCCUUUCAGAAACCACCGGUUCCACACAGGAUGACAGGACAGGCACUGGGAGGAUACUGGAAGUGCCAAGAUCAUGGAGCAUCUGCCAAGGAAAGGUGCAGACACAGAGAAGAGGCAGACCAAGAGAGGAUGCAGGAGCUGCAGGCAGUAGAACUGGAGGAGAGGGGCUACCCAAUGUUAUUCCAUCAUGAACCCCAGAUGCCUAACAUGAAGCAGAAGGGUUUGGGGUUUCCCCAGCUGGGUUUCUGUCUUCCUCUGGUCUGAGAUUUUCUUGCCGCGCCUUCUUUCCAGCUAUUUGGAGUGAUGCAUUCACUCUGCCAUCGUGUGGCAGAAAUACAGAAUUUGCCUUUUGACUUUAGCUCACAGCUUGAGGACUAUUUAAAGACCCUGGCGACCUUUGGCGUUGGGUUGAGUGCAUUUCAAGCAGAGACUUCCGUGGAUGCCAUAUGGGUCUCAGGGAUGGAACGCUAUGGAGUGGUUGUGAGAUGACCUCCGCAGAUCUGUGUGUUUGAUUAUCUAGUUCCCGACUAGGUAAAUAUUGUGGAGCCUUUAGGAAGUGGAGCCUACCUGGAGAAAGUUAGCCACUGGGGGAAGGGGGUCAGGUUUUGAGAUUAUUACGGUCAGCCCCACUUCCUGUCCACACUCUAUUACUUCCUGAGUGUAGACGCAGUGUGACAGGAUGAUUCGAGUUUAUGCUGCUGUGCUUCCUGGUCAAGACGGACCGUGUCCCUUGAGGCAAAACCACAUACCCAUACACCCACACACUCACACUCCCUUGAGUAGCUUCUUGUCAGAAUGUGAUCACAGCCAACUGACACACUGUGGAAGCCCAUAGGCAGAUUGGGGACCUCAUUUAACAAAACAGAAAGUGGUCAAGACCCAACCCUGGACUUCACUGGAUCAUGGACUAAGCAAGCGGCUACCCUGUGUGGGCUAUGAGUUAUUAUUAUUUUACAACCCAGCUCCAUUGCCAGCUGAUUUUUGAGUGCCUUAAAGCUGCAUAUAUAAAUGGGCUUGCCUCUCCACUGAAAUUAGCCAUUUGACAGAUGAAUCAUUCGUAUGCCAUGUAUAUAAUUCAUAUUUAAAUAAGUGCAUAAGCUUCUGCAUUCUACCAUAUGUCUGCCUGCCUAAAUCAGCUUGCACAUGCCUCUUGAUCAACCCUUCGAGGGCAGAAUAUCUACGUGAGGGUCUAACACUUGUCUGGAAGGAGUAAAGGGUUGGCUGAUCAUUUCUUUCUGUGUACACUGUGGGAGGCAAACUCCAGUUGCGUAGUUACAAACCCCAUCUCCCCAUAUCCAGGCUCCAGACCAUCUCCUCCCCACCCCACCCCAUUUUCCUGUCUUUCAGAGUGCUUCUAAAAUACUUCCAAAACGCAACACAGAUGGGGGUUACUUGCCAAAAAUAAAGGCACCCAGAUUAACAGGGUUCACAUCGGCUCUGUUAGUUACUCUUAACAGCAACCGAUGAAACAAAGUUAAUCACCACCAAGGGAGAUAAAAUAAAUGAGCUAAAAUAACAAUGCAGGAUGUUCCCCAGAGAGCAGACAACACUUUCUUAAGGAGGAAGGCCUGACAUCUGAGCAGACUACAUUGUGUCUGUGACAAUGUGGGGACUGGAGAUGCCACCAUUGCGGGCAGUGAGACCGGUCCCUAUGGUGUUGCUUGUAGCUGUUUGAUCCCAUUUUCUGACACAUAGGCCUCCAGGUUAUCCCAUGCCACAUUUCUUGGAGACACAGGCCUGUGGCAUUCUCAGAGAAUGGUGUAAUCUGUGAGUUAAGAGCCUAGGCUCACUGGGCAGUGGUGGCACACACCUUUAAUCUCAGCAUUUGGAAGCCAGAGGCAGGUUGAGUUCAAGGCUAGCCUGGUCUACAGACCUGGUCUACAGGCUACACAGGGAAACCCUGUCUUGGAAGAUAAGGAGAAAGAAAAAAAAAGAUGCCAGGCUCAGCACAGGCAGACAUACUUGCCUUGAGCCCUAGGUAUCCUGUGGCUUGCAUAGGUGGCUUCUUCUAAUUGACCUCCAGUUUGUCUGUCUGCAAAGUGGAAGCAGUCCUCCAGUGUGGGAAGUGGUGUGAGUGCUUAUCCUGUCACAGGAAGCAUUGUUUCUCUGAAGCUUGGUGUGGUAUCCGGAAUGGUUUGCAGCUGUCCAGUAGGGCUGGCUGCUCCGAUGAAGGCCCUGAGGACGACUGAGGACAGUGUGAAUGCUGAGAGCUCAGGGAUGACACACGGACGUGCCUGGGGCCAAAUUGGACUAGACUUGAAGAUGCGGUGUACACAAUGCGCAGGGUUCCUGACGUGCCAGUUAACCAGUAACUUUCAGGGCCAAGAAAAAUGGGAGUUCGAGCCCCCAGGGAAGUGUUGAAACACUCUCUGAGAAAGCAUGGCUCCUAGAGGCUGCCAUAGGACCAGGUGAUGGGGGGCCCCUUCCGGUGCUGAAACGGGAAAAUUCAGUUAGGGUCCCACCUUAGUUUGGAUUAUACUAUUGCUGUGGCGGUGAAACGCCAUGGCCAAAAGCCAGUUUGGGGGCGGGGGGUCAUUCCGUUCAUGUGUCCACAUUGAGGUUCAUCAUGGAAGGAAGCUGGGGACCGGAGCUCAAGCAGGGUGGGAACUGGAGGCAAGAACUGAUGCAGAGGCCAUGGAGAGGUGCUUUCUACUGGCUUUGGUUCUUUCCUGCUCAACUCUGACCAGUAGACCAGGCACACACAGCAGUAAACACUACACAGGGAGUUGGAAGGAGAUGGCAGGGGAUGGGGACAAUUGUCCAUCAGCUUCAAACACAUCACUUGGCCACCUGCUGGACCUCGUGGCCUCUGGCUGGGGAAACCAACAUGCUGCUCCCUCUUAGACCCUCCAGGGUGCCCUGUUCCCAGUGAGAUGGACAGCCAACACUGAAACUCUGAUCUAAAGUCCUCGCCUGUCACACCCCUUCUACCUUCCUUCCUGCUGUCUGUGCCCUCUGGCCCUUGUCUGUGUCCUCUGACCUUUGUCUGUGCCCUCUGACCCUUGUCUGUGCCCUCUGACCCUUACCGUCAUGUUUCAUCUUGAAUAACCCCAAAUAGGCUUUUGUUCCAGGUUGUUGAAGGCUGGCAGGUCAUGUGAUACCGAGCAGUGCCUCACCCUGCACUCGUCUCAGCACCUCAUGAAGACUUAGCCCAGUGUGGUGGCUUUGGGGAGAUUCUGGUCAGUCCUCCUCAUGUCCACCAGUUUCCUCCAUGCUACCCCAAGGCAGCCUCCCCCAGUAGCAGAUGUCUGUCUGUCUGUCUGUCUGCCUUGCAAAUGUCUUAGGAUGUAAGUCCUGGAUUCCUGUCCCCUGAACAUUUCCAAGUAACAGGGAGCCCCGAGAGUCCUACUACGUUGGAUUUGUGGAGUUGUCACCUUCCCUGCACGUAGUAGAUGCUCAAUAAUUAUGAGAGAGCCAGGUAGAGUCUCGAGCUCCAAGCACCACAGGCAUCAAGCAUCUAUUGCUCCUGCAAGAGCUGGGUGAGGCUCGAGUGAGCAGUGAAGACUGGUCAGUCCUGCCUGAGUUGGAUUUCAUGAUCACAAGCUCCAGGCAGGAGGAGAUCAGGCUGGCUUCCUUCCUUUAUCCCUUAGCAAUCUACACAUAGUAGCCAAGACUUGAACGGUGCAAGCAGUUUUCAUGUUAAGUCUCCCAAGAUUUAUUUGUUCUACAUAAAAAGAAAGAGCUGUGUGCUUGGAUAACGAUAAACAGACUUUUAUUUUGAAUAAUCA